Molecule: messenger RNA, 1404 nt
Organism: Exophiala oligosperma
Lineage: Eukaryota; Fungi; Ascomycota; Eurotiomycetes; Chaetothyriales; Herpotrichiellaceae
Exons: 2
Coding region: 1-1404 (467 amino acids)
Source: RefSeq, a predicted model, not a curated record
AUGGCAGACUCAAAUGACGGCUCAUUCACGUUCAUACCCGUGGACUGGCGCUGCAAGCCUGCGCAAGAGGCCAUUCGGGUGCACAUCAUGCGGCGACGCCAUCGUCAGGCGAGACGAGAUCAAAAGACUCCACAAGCGAGGAGAUACAAACGCCAGUCCGGCGAAGAAAUUCAUCUCUGGUCCCCCCUGGACGACCAUUCUGGUCGAUCAGAAGAUUGGCUCGGAUAUCGCUGCGAGAGUUUUUCCUCCAGCCGAACUUCUCCUGAGUCUCUGCCUUUGGACUUCGGUCAGGCUCCAGGUGAUGGACAUGGGGGCCUUCGAUUGUACUCUUCCCCAUUUUCCCCCGCCUCGUCGGGAAACUUGAAUUCCGUGAUCAGUCCGCCGGUGCCAAGCCCGUCGGAUGUGGAAGCGAUACUGUUACAGCAUUAUCUUCAAUAUGCCGGCGGGUCUCCGAUCACUCAUCAGCUUCUACGAGUUUACCGUGACACUGCGGGAACUUUCAACGCCUUCCUGGCGAUAGUAGCAAGAAAUUAUGCGGAUGAACACGGUCAAACUCCGCUUCUGAACAUAACUGAGCUGGAGAAUGAAGCUUUGAAAGAGGUUUCUGCGCAGCUCUCUCAGUCACCAACGGUACCAGCUUACAGCACCAUGAUGGCAGUUGCUAUGCUGGCCAGUCUGUGCGAAUGUCUUCAUCAAACUGAUAUGGUGGAUUCUCAUUGGAGUGCCCUCCAGCAGAUGGUUGACAUCAACGGGGGGAUUUGCCGUCUGAGAACGCACCGAGAUCUCUACUCGUUUCUUUUGUUGGUUGAGGCCGUCGUGUUGAGAACCAUAUCUGGCUCCAUCGCGCAGCCUCAAAGGGUCUCGUCACACGUUAGCGCGACGAAUCAGGAGCUACAAGACUUCCUGAGAAAGCUCCAUCAACAAUUUGGGGUCCGAGUGACGACAAGUGACAGCUUAGGUCCUGGAAUCUCAAGCCCCAUUCUGACAGUGCUUUGCCGGCCACCACACAAGAAAGAUCCAUACUCGCUUGGAAAAUGGCAUAGGGCAAGGCUUGCAUGCGUCUUAUUCUUUACCGUCCUCGACCUGGGAAGCGCAGGUCUGCUGAAAGAUGACCUCUGCUAUCGCGCAGUUGAAAUGGACAUCGUGGAUCGGGCACAAAAUCAUCUCGUCUACCCUGAAGAACUCUUUUUCGUCAUAAUACACAGAACCAAUCAGGAUAGGCAUUGUCAAUCGAUUUGGAAAACCCUGAGAUUGAUCUGCGCUGUGAAAAGACUUUGCCAGCGAGAUCUCAAUACUUGCUGUCGAUUGUUGACGGCUUGGCUUGGAAUUCCGGACCUUUUUAAUUUGACAAUGCUGUUGGAUGAGUGUAACGAACUUUCCGACCGUGUUGGUCCAUCUUCAUGA